Messenger RNA from Hemisphaericaspora subhashii, 1161 nucleotides. RefSeq names its product tRNA splicing endonuclease subunit (gene SEN2). The record is from RefSeq and is a predicted model, not a curated record. Gene Ontology annotation, cellular component: tRNA-intron endonuclease complex. The coding region runs from base 1 to 1161 and encodes 386 amino acids. The transcript has a single exon. Gene Ontology annotation, biological process: tRNA-type intron splice site recognition and cleavage; tRNA splicing, via endonucleolytic cleavage and ligation. Lineage: Eukaryota; Fungi; Ascomycota; Pichiomycetes; Serinales; Debaryomycetaceae. Gene Ontology annotation, molecular function: tRNA-intron lyase activity; nucleic acid binding.
AUGGGAAAACGUAAUAAUAAACAAUUGAAUAAGAUUUAUUCUAAACCAUUACCAAUUACUUUAACUAGUGAUUAUUAUAAUGGAGUUAAAUUACCAAAUUUGUAUCCUCAUAAUCCAAUUUCUUGGAUAUGGUACAUUUUUAAAUAUAUUCAAAUAAACUCCCUUUAUACAAUCCCUGAACUGAAGAUAUUACCAGUCAACGUACAUUACGAUGAAGGAAUAUUCAAAGUCAUUGACGAAGAAGGUAUGAAGAAACUUUGGCAACAAGGAUUUUUCGGUAAAGGUAUCUUAUCCCGUUCCGAACCUACUUGGAAAGAACGUACGAUUACCAGAUUACAACUUGAUGUAGAUACUAGUUUAGCAGGGGAUCUUGCCAUGGAAGAUGUAACUAAAUUAAGACGUGAAGAAAGGAAAUUGUUUAAGUUACAAAGAGCUAAAGUUCAAGAACUUGAAUUGAAAACUCGUCAAGGGAUAAUUACUCAAGAUGAAGUUCAAGAAUUAGAACAAUUGCGUAAUGAUGUAAGUAAUAUGCGAAAAAAUACUCGACUUGAUGUAUCUAAAGAAAUCGAUUCUCCAGAUAUGAGAGAAGAAGAUGAAGAUAUCAUUGAUGACAAUGGUGAGGUUAUUCAAUUAGAAUUCUUACAAUUGCAAAAUGUGGAGACGUUUUUCUUGAAAUUUGCUUUGAAUGUAAUUGAAAUUUCUACAAUUGAUUCAAUACGCGAUUUAUUCAAGCAAUGCUGUUUACAUUAUGACAAUAAUACAUCAAUUGCUCCUAAUAAUAAAUUUAUUUUGGAUUAUGUUGUAUAUCAUCAUUUCCGUUCUUUAGGUUGGUGUGUUAGAUCUGGGGUUAAAUUUGGUACUGAUUUUUUGUUAUACAAAAGAGGUCCACCAUUUAUUCAUGCAGAAUAUUGUAUAUUAGUGAUACCUAAUGACGAAUCAAUUGAAUAUGAUUGGUUUCAAAUGGCGGCUAAGGCCAGAGUUAUCGGUACUGUCAAGAAAAUCUUUGUGUUGGUUUAUGUUGAUUGUCCUAAGCAAACGGACUUUGAUAGGAUUUUCAAUGGUAAUUAUGAUGAUGGAUUAAUGUUUAAAGAAUUAUUUAGAAGUUAUAGAGUAUCUGAGAUAUUAUAUAGAAGAUGGGCUCCUAGCAGGACUAGGGAUUAG